AUGACAUUUCGAGGCAAGGCUGGCAUAUAUGCUAUAGCUGUCUUGUUGCGAUUGGUUCUUUUCUUCGCCUUCCCUGGCUUGCCCGAUCUGCUCACUGGUCGCGUCGAGAUCUCAACCCCAGUCACGAGCUUCAAAAGAUUGGAAGAAGGACUGUUUCUUUACAACCAUAAUGUUUGGCCAUAUGACGGAGGUGUCUACCACCAAGCACCAUUACUUCUUCCCUUGUUCUCGCUGCUCCCCGAUUCAAAAUCCUGGCCGAUCUUCACGCCGCUCUUAUACAUCCUCAUCGAUUUACUCAGCGCCGAUGCGCUUGUGAAGAUUGCAGCUUCUGGGGAGGCUGGCAAGUCGAGGCUAUUUACAUCGCCGCGACGAGGCAAGGGGUCAACUGGGCUGGUCAUUGCUGCGGCGUUCUUAUUCAACCCAUUGACAAUAGCGAGCUGCGUCGGACGAACUACAAGUGUAUUCACCAAUUGCGCCAUUCUAUAUGCCAUCGCCAAGGCAGUACAAGGCUUUUCUUUCCACGCCAUGGUCGCGCUAUCCUUUGCCAGCUACCUCUCAAUGUAUCCGGUGCUUCUUCUACCCCCGCUGGUUCUUCUUGCAUACGAUAGAAGGGCUUCUCAAAAAACGUCAGUCCUGAAGUUCUCGGCCGUCAAUGUGCUGGUGGUGGCAGGGUGUCUAUCCGUGCUGCUUGGCAUGUCAUAUGCGCUGACGGGUAACUCUUGGGAGUUCCUGGCGCGUACAUAUGGCAUCCAGCUCACUUUGACGGAUCUUACGCCUACUGUUGGUCUUUGGUGGUACUUCUUUAUCGAGAUGUUCGACUCCUUCCGCUCAUUCUUCCUUGCGCUUUUCUGGCUUCACCUUGCAUCCUAUGUCGGUGGCUUAUCUAUCCGUCUCCGAACUCAGCCCCUGGCCGCUUUAGCCGUGCUCCUGGGGAUAUUCUCUAUUUUCAAACCAUACCCAUCGAUUUCCGACGCCAGUCUCUUCCUGGGGCUGUUUUCGCUCUACACUCACCUCCUCCCCCUGAUGAGGUACACCUACGUCGCCUCGGCGACCCUCAUGUAUGCUAGUUUCCUCGGCCCGGCAUUCUAUCAUCUGUGGAUUUACGCUGGCAGCGGAAACGCCAAUUUCUUCUAUGCUAUAACAUUGGUUUGGAGCUUAGGACAGAGUCUUUUGGUGUCUGACCUCACCUUUGCCGUUCUCAGAGACGAAUGGGAGGUUGAGAGACCCGAAAUGGUUGGAAAGGAAGCGAAACAAAUAUAG
Molecule: messenger RNA, 1260 nt
Organism: Clonostachys byssicola
Lineage: Eukaryota; Fungi; Ascomycota; Sordariomycetes; Hypocreales; Bionectriaceae
Source: the annotation of a GenBank genome assembly